Messenger RNA from Hydatigera taeniaeformis, 2028 nucleotides. The record is from the annotation of a GenBank genome assembly. NCBI's taxonomy places the organism in Eukaryota, Metazoa, Platyhelminthes, Cestoda, Cyclophyllidea, Taeniidae.
AUGUCUGCGGUGUGGUUGUCUCCCACCGCUACGCUGUUGCUGCUUCUCCUCCUUACCGGCAGCUGGGCGCAGUACGCUGACCUGCGCCGUUGGCGGGUCCUCUCGCCACCCGUCGCCCUCCAUGAGCCUCUCUCUAGCGAAAUUAUCGAAUACGUCAACAGCCUUAACACUACCUGGAGGGCAGAACCAUCGAGACGGUUCACCUCACCCUCACAGAUACGCCAACAAUUAGGGGCUCUUCCCGAUCCCAUGGGAAGACGUUUACCUCUACUCUACUCGCUUUCCGAGGAGAAAUACAAAGACCUUCCCGAAUCUUUCGAUCCCCGCAAUAAAUGGCCAAACUGUGAAACUCUUUUCGAAAUUCGUGAUCAAGGUAGCUGCGGAUCCUGCUGGGCUUUUGGCGCGGCAGAGGCCAUGUCGGACCGACUGUGCAUCUACCAGCAUGCAGCUCACGGACAAUCGGAAAUGGUGAGGCUGAGCGCUGAUGACCUGCUCUCCUGUUGUGGCCAAUGCGGAAUGGGUUGCAAUGGCGGCUUCCCCGCACAGGCUUGGAGUUUUUGGAAGAAAGAAGGUCUCGUCAGUGGUGGCCUUUACGGCACUAAGGGCGUGUGUCGAGCCUACGAGAUACCUCCCUGCGAGCAUCACGUCAAUGGCACCCGUCCCCCAUGCAACGGAGACGCCAAAACUCCUAAAUGCAAGAGUGUUUGCCAGGAUGAAUACACAAUUCCUUACAGGAAAGAUAAGCAUUACGCCUCCAAGGUGUAUUCUAUCCAUUCCAACGAGGAUGCAAUCAAGCACGAACUAUUAACACACGGCCCAGUGGAGGCGGAUUUUGAGGUGUACGCUGACUUCCCCACCUACAAGUCGGGCGUUUACCAGCACGUGAGCGGUGCGCUGCUCGGCGGUCACGCCGUUAAGUUGAUGGGGUGGGGCGAGGAGAAGGGCGUACCCUACUGGCUUUGCGCUAAUUCCUGGAACACUGACUGGGGUGAUGGCGGUUUCUUUAAAAUUCUCCGCGGUCAAAACCAUUGUGGCAUCGAGAGUGACAUAGUCGCCGGUCUCCCACAACUCCAAAGCGAGAGUUUCGUGGACCUAAUUGACUACAUCAACAAUGAGGCAAAUACAUCUUGGAGGGCUGGAAAAAAUGAACGUUUUACCGACAUACACUCUGCAAAAUUUCAAAUGGGAAGUCUCUUCACUCCAAGUGAGUCAAGACUGCCCACAAAGUCGUUCCACCUCUCGUCAACGCAGAAUGCGGCGCUUCCCUUGGAGUUCGACGCACGCUUGGCCUGGCCAGACUGCCCCACCAUUGGUGAGAUCCGCGAUCAAGGUGCCUGUGGGUCCUGCUGGGCCUUUAAAGCUACUGAAGCUAUAUCAGACCGUAUCUGUAUACAUUCAGAAGGGAAGGAGGUGGUGAGAAUAUCCGCAAAUGACUUGCUAUCCUGCUGUGGCCUCUUCUGUGGCUUCGGUUGUAAUGGAGGUCUACCUGAGAACGCCUGGAAGUACUGGGCCAGAGAGGGAAUUGUAUCAGGUGGUCUCUAUGGGUCGCAUGUGGGCUGUCGACCCUAUGAGAUUCCACCCUGCGAGCACCAUACCAAUGGCAACCGGUCUGCCUGCAAAGGCAACUCAAGGACACCAAAGUGCCACCGGCAGUGUGUUGAGGAUUCAGGUGUAGAGUACCAGACUGACAAACACUUCGCCUCGGAGGUGUACAAUGUUCGAGCCAGCGAGGAGGACAUUAUGAAAGAAAUAAUGGUUCGUGGUCCAGUUGAAGCCGACUUCAUCGUAUACGCGGAUUUCCUGACCUACAAGUCCGGUGUCUAUCAGCACGUUAAAGGAGGGUUCCUGGGAGGUCAUGCAGUGAAGAUAUUGGGUUGGGGCGAGGAGAAUGAGGUGCCUUAUUGGCUUUGUGCAAAUUCCUGGAACACCGAUUGGGGUGAUGGUGGAUUCUUCAAAAUCCUUCGUGGUCAUAACCACUGCAACAUAGAAGCCGAUGUGAAUGCUGGUAUUCCGAAAUUAAGGGCUUAA